AUGGAAAUGUUGUACCAAUUAGGAAAGUGGAGAAAGGAGAGUUCUCGCAAAGUCUCAAGCCAGAAAUCCGAUUUGGGAGGCACAGCUGCUGGAGGAACAAUUUUCGGAGACAUCCGACUCAAGAAUUUUCACUUACAGGGAGCUAAAGACUGCUACUAUUGGCACCGGAAUGAUCGUUGCUAUCAAGAAAGGGAAUCCAGAAAGCUUUCAAGGCCUUACAGAGUGGCAGGUGGAUUUGCUAGCACGACUUUCUCAUCUAACAUUGUUAAGCUAAUAGGACACUGUUCAGAGGAUAAGGAGCGACUCCAUGUCUAUGAAUUCAUGCAGAAAGGAAGCUUGGAGGAUCAUCUUUUUAGAAAGAACCCGGAAACUGAAGCAGUACUCUCUUGGGACAACAGACUAAAAAUUGCUCUUGGAGCUGCUCGGGCCUUAUCUUUCUUACACAGUUUACAGACACCAAUCAUACACAGAGAUUUCAAGACCUCUAAUAUUUCUCUUGAUGAGAAUUACAAUGCGAAACUCUCAGGGUUUGAAUUGGCUAAAUUGGGGCCAAGUGAUGGAGAGUCAUAUGUUGAGACUCAAGUUAUGGGCACGUAUGGUUAUGCUGCUCCAGAAUACAUUGCAACAGGUUGUUUGUACGUGAAGAGCGAUGUAUACAGAUUUGGUGUUGUGCUGCUCGAAAUUCUGACAGGUUUAAGGGUCAUUGAUAGGAACCGUCCUUCCCAGAAACAGAAUUUAGUCGAUUGGGGUAAACCACUUCUCUCUGACAAAAGUAAUUUGGAGACCUUCAUGGAUGCCAAGAUAAAGGGCCAAUAUUCCUCCAAGGAAGCAUUAGAGAUGGCAAAGAUUACCCGGAAAUGCCUAGUACCAGAUCCUAAAGUUCGUCCUUCAAUGAAAGAAGUUGUUGAUGCAUUGGAACAGAUUCAGGCAACGAGGGAAAGCUCAGAAUAAACAUAAGUUACACUGCAAAAUGUAGAAUGUGAAGAUUGGAUCUUACAUAUUUUGUGUGCACAUUAUAAAUGUAGAAUGUUUCAACAGUUCUUUGUUAAUUUUUUUUGGAAUUUAUAACAAAUUUACGGAGAGUAAUUAUUGGA
Molecule: messenger RNA, 1094 nt
Organism: Argentina anserina (silverweed cinquefoil)
Lineage: Eukaryota; Viridiplantae; Streptophyta; Magnoliopsida; Rosales; Rosaceae
Product: probable serine/threonine-protein kinase CST
Biological process (GO): protein phosphorylation
Molecular function (GO): ATP binding; protein kinase activity
Source: RefSeq, a predicted model, not a curated record